Zophobas morio is the source of this 1987-nucleotide messenger RNA. RefSeq lists its product as uncharacterized. Gene Ontology annotation, molecular function: long-chain fatty acid-CoA ligase activity. Gene Ontology annotation, biological process: fatty-acyl-CoA biosynthetic process; long-chain fatty acid metabolic process. The coding region runs from base 118 to 1788 and encodes 556 amino acids. NCBI's taxonomy places the organism in Eukaryota, Metazoa, Arthropoda, Insecta, Coleoptera, Tenebrionidae. The record is from RefSeq and is a predicted model, not a curated record. The transcript has 4 exons.
AUUUUAGCUGUGUAAUAGAGAUAAGCGAUAUGACGUUGAACACUGUGAUAUAACACCAAUAUUUAGAUAUAUAAUUAGACUAAUGUGAUAAGUACUCUCAGUGUAGUAGCGUCAACCAUGGCGAACCCAAGCCUGAAUAUCACUAUGUCGGAAGACAACAUAAUCACUACCCCCGACGUAGCCAUAAAACCAACACAAAGCAUGGGUUGGUUCAUGUUCACGAACAUGAAGAAACACAAAGACAACAUCGCCCAGAUAGAUGCCAAAACAGGCCAAAAAGACACAUUCGGACAACUUCUACAACGCUCCAUCCGAACAGCCCUACACAUGUCGGAUAGAAAAAUUUCUCGAGGUGACGUGAUCACCCUGUGUACCAGAAACCACCUAAACGCGGCAGUACCAUACAUAGCCACCCAAUUUGUAGGGGCAGUCAUAGGUUCCAUCGAUCCUUCAUUCUCAGAACAAGAAAUGAACCAUCUGUUGAACACAAUUCGAUCCAAGAUGAUCUUUGCAAUACCAGAAUCAGUACCAGUCCUCGAAAAAGUACUACAGGAAAUUUCGCUUGACGCAGAAAUUGUUGUUUUUGGCCAGAGCGACAAACACACCGAGUUUUCCGAUUUUCUCAAACCUCAUGUGGGUGAAGAAGGGUACGAACCUGUCAAAAUUGACAAUCUUAAAGAUACUGCGGUUAUACACUUCAGUAGUGGUACCACAGGCUUACCAAAAGGGAUAUGCAUAAGUCACUACACUUUUAUUGGACAAAUGAUCAACUCCAGGUUUAUUGAUACUCCAAACGAUACCUAUGUGAAAAAUGUCACGAAAGAUAUUUCUUUACCUUUGACGCACCUCGGGUACACGUCCCUCUACUGGGUAUCAGCUGGUGCUAUGCUCAUAGGUUCUACAAUUACCGGUCACUGCAGACUAGUCUGCGAAACCUUCGACGGACCAGAAUUCUGGAACUACAUCCAAAAAUAUAAACCUUGUUUUGUGAUGUUGACACCAGUUCAAGCCAUUGAAGCCCUUGCAAACGUUCGAAAAGACGUCGAUGUUCAAUGCGUUUUGAACUUCACGGUGAUCGGUUCCAGUAUUUCGAAGGAGUACUUAUUCAAAGUACUGGAAACGUUUCCUAAUGCACAUUUGGGUGCAGGCUAUGGGCAAACCGAGGUUUGUGGCCCUCUCACCAUGUUGGUUCCAAACGAUAAACACCACGCAGUACUACGUGCAAACCCCGACAAAAUCGAAACCGCUGGUGUCCCGGUUCGAGGAACCUCCUACAAGGUUGUGGACACCGACACCGAGAAAACCGUUGGUUUCAACCAACCCGGCGAACUUCGAGUAAAAUCCACUUUCGUCAUGAAUGGGUACUACAACAAGGAUUGUUCGGAUACUUUCGACGAAGACGGGUGGUUGAAGACUGGCGAUAUUGUCUACUACGACGAAGAUUUUUGCUUCUAUGUGGUGGACAGGAUUAAGGAGGCUUUCAAGUACCAGGGGUGGUUUAUCGCGCCCACGGUGCUUGAAAAUGAGUUGAUGAAUCAUCCUGCCGUGAAAAUAGCGGUGGUUGUUGGGAUUCCCAAGGACGAUGGUCACCAUCCUAUGGGUUUGGUGGUGCUAAAGGACGGUUUUAGAGUUAGGGAGGAGGAAAUCGAGAAGUUUGUUGAGGAAAGGGUGUCAGAGAGGCAGCGACUGCGGGCUGGGGUUAAAUUUAUUGAGUCGGUGCCUUUGACGGUUACGGGGAAAGUGAUGAGGCGGAAAUUGAAGCAAAUGGUGUUAGAAGGAAAAAUAUGACUGUUCAAAUACAAGGAGAUUUCCAGCUUUUCACAUUUUUUAUGAUAUAACAAUAGUUUUAGUUGUAAAUAUACGUAGUAGAAUCUUGGGUAAAUAUUUGCCUCCAUCAGUAACCCAUAUGUAAAUUACGAAUGUUUGUGGCAGAUUCUGUGGAACCAAAUUACUGUACACUGUUUCUUAAGAGACUAUUUGAAUGCGA